CAAACUCCCAAACUUCCUAUCCAGAAAGAGGAGAGAGAAGCCGUUGCAAUGGAGGUAAUAACCAGCCGAUCUCUCGCCUCCCCUGCUCUAUUUCUCCUGGUUCUCUGCUUCUCCGCCGAAACGCUGGCCUCUGCCCACUCCUCCGCCCCGGUCGACUUCAUCCGCGCGUCGUGCGGCGCCACCCUGUACCCGGCCCUCUGCGUGGAGUGCCUCAAAUCCUACGCCUCGGUAGUCCGCCGGAGCCCCCGCCAGCUCGCCCGGACCGCCCUCGCCGUCACCGCCGACCGUGCCCAGUCCGCCUCCACCUUCGUGUCCCGGCUCACCCCCGGCUCCAAGUCGGCCCGGUCCAGGGAGGCCGGCGCGGUCCAGGACUGCCUCGAGACCAUGUCGGAUAGCGUGGACGGGCUCCGCCGGUCGGUCCGGGAGAUGCGCCGCAUGGGCCGGGCCGGGAGCGACCGUUUCAUGUGGCACCUCGACAACGUCCAGACCUGGGUCAGCGCGGCUCUCACGGACCAGUCCACCUGUCUCGACAGCCUCGCCCAGAACGCCAGCGGCCGCCUCCGGGCCGCCAUCCGGAAGAAGGUGGUCGUGGUCUCCCAUCUCACCAGCAACGCCCUGGCCCUCGUGAACCGGCUCGACCCGAGGAACUAAACCGGUUCGGGUCCAUCCUUGGUUUGGCUACUACUAGUUGCUUUCCAGUUCUAUAUGUGCAAGAAUAAUUUUGUGAAGGGUGUGAAGCUAUGGAUGUGUGAGAUGUGAAAACCGAGAGUGAGAAAGAAAUGUAAGGUUGUACAGUUUUAGAUUAUUAACUGAAGUUUUGAUCUGAUGACGUGUGUGCUUAGUUUUGGUUAGGUAGAGUGAUGGAGUUACGUGAAUGGUUGGUACAGUAAUUGAAUGAUGAGCUAGCCCAUGCUGUGAAGCACCAAAUUUGAGGCUACGUACUGUGUAUGGAGCUGGAUCUUUCUUAUGAUCGGACGAAGGGGAUCGGAGAUCCUUUUACAAGGAGGCUAUUUGGAGAGGUUUGGUGCAUCAUGGGUACCAUUUGUUUUCUUUAGUCCGAGGUUUGGUGGAUCACGCCUACCAUUGGUUUCUUUAGUGUUGAUGCUGACAUCGGAUGGGGCCAUUGGGGGGACAAUAGCAGGCUAAAUGUGUGUGCUCAUUAUGGUCGGAAUGGGCAUAUUGCAAGAACUUUUCCCGUCUACUUUAAAGGACUAUUUAAGAUGAUCAUGAUGUGCAAGGACCUCUCGAUCGAUAAAUGCAAUUCAUGUCCCUGGAAAACGCACCCAGUUAUAUCUCACUCAGUUAAUAACUUAAUAUCUACUCCAUCUGAAAGACUUGCCCCAUGUUAGAUUUUAUCUCAACGGAAAAUGGUUAGAUCUAAUUAGCUACCUUACCUCGACGCUUGUUUCAUAUGAAAAGUAUGUUACAUGCAACGAAGAUGGUACCAUCAUAUUGUUACCCUUUGAAUGAAAUCAAUGCCAUAUAUUUGGAUGU
Molecule: messenger RNA, 1494 nt
Organism: Phoenix dactylifera (date palm)
Lineage: Eukaryota; Viridiplantae; Streptophyta; Magnoliopsida; Arecales; Arecaceae
Product: pectinesterase inhibitor 9
Biological process (GO): negative regulation of catalytic activity
Molecular function (GO): enzyme inhibitor activity
Source: RefSeq, a predicted model, not a curated record